AAUCAAACAGCUCUUGAAUUAUUCAUCGUAGCAAGCGUUGCCACCAAAAACAAUGGCUUUCUCUCCGCCUAAACUCCCCCUCUUUCUUUUCACUCUCUUCUCUUUACUCUUCUUCAGUCGUGCAAAACUCAGUAUUGAUCCUUCUGAUUACAGAGCCCUCUCCAUUAUCCUUAAAGACUUGGACAUCAGCGACAGUCAACGCCUCAUUUCCACUAAUCCAUGCAACACCGCCGGCGUUUUUUGUGAGAGGAGGCUCUCAAAGAAUAACACCUACAUCCUGAAGAUAACUAGACUCCUUUUCAAUUCUAAGGGCCUUACUGGGUUUGUCUCUCCAUCAAUUGGACGGCUUUCACAGCUCAAACAGUUGUCUCUAGCUAACAACUCUUUGGUUGACCGGCUACCGCCCCAGAUCGUUGACUGCAAGAAACUUGAAACUCUUGACAUCCAGAACAACCAAUUUUCUGGUAAAAUCCCAGCAAAUUUGUCUUCGUUGAUACGGCUUCGAGUUCUUGAUCUUUCAGGGAAUAAAUUUUCUGGGAAUUUGAAUUUCUUGAAAUAUUUUCCAAAUUUGGAAUAUCUUUCUGUCGCAAACAAUCUUUUUUCCGGGAAAAUUCCACCUUCUAUACGGUCUUUUCGCAACCUCCAACACUUUGAUUUCUCGGGAAAUAAUUUCCUUGAUGGUCCAGUACCAGUGAUAAGCAAAACUGGAUCCUCAUCGAUUCAGUAUCCAAAAAGGUACAUUUUAGCUGAGGCUCCAACUACAGGAAGGAAUAAUUCUCUGGGUCCGGCUCCAGCUCCAGGUUCAAAAAAAAACGAUUCUAGUGCUCAAGUUCCUAGUCCAUCACCAUCAACUCCCAAGCACAAAAAAAACAGUAAAAGGAAGCUAAGUGGAUGGAUUUUAGGAUUUCUUGCCGGAGCACUAGCAGGUACCAUUUCUGGUUUUGUCUUUUCGGUGUUGUUUAAGUUAAUCUUGGCAGCGAUUAAAGGUGGAGGUAGAGAUUCUGGUCCAGCAAUAUACAGUCCAUUAAUAAAGAAAGCUGAAGACUUGGCUUUCCUGGAAAAAGAUGAUGGUCUGGCUUCUUUGGAAAUCAUAGGGUCAGGUGGGUGUGGACAAGUUUUCAAGGCUGAGUUGCCAGGAAGCAAUGGCAAGAUGAUUGCUAUUAAAAAGGUUAUUCAGCCUCCCAAGGAUGCAGCAGAGUUGACUGAUGAAGAUAGCAAGUUAUUGAACAAGAAAAUGAGGCAAAUUCGGUCUGAGAUCAAUACUGUUGGGCAAAUUAGGCACAGAAACCUUUUACCUUUGUUGGCUCAUAUAUCUCGACCUGACUGUCAUUUACUUGUGUACGAAUUUAUGAAAAAUGGAAGUUUACAAGAUAUUUUGAAUGAUGUUUCUCAAGGCAACAGAGAAUUAGAUUGGCAAACUAGACACAAGAUCGCAUUGGGUGUGGCAGCUGGACUUGAAUAUCUUCACACAAGUCAUAGCCCGCGCAUUAUUCAUUGAGAUUUAAAACCCGCAAAUGUGCUUUUGGAUGAUGAUAUGGAAGCAAGAAUCGCUGAUUUUGGGCUUGCAAAGCAAAUGCCUGAUGCUCAAACACAUAUCACCACUUCAAAUUUGGCGGGAACUGUGGGUUACAUAUCUCCAGAGUAUCACCAGACAUUGAAAUUCACUGACAAGUGUGACAUAUAUAGUUUCGGGGUGUUGCUAGCAGUUUUGGUGAUGGGAAAACUUCCUUCUGAUGAGUUCUUCCAGCAUACAGAAGAGAUGAGCUUGGUGAAGUGGAUGAGAAAUGUAAUGACUUCCGAAAAUCCUAACAAAGCGAUUGACUCCAAGCUGUUGGGCAAUGGGUUUGAGGAACAAAUGCUUUUGGUCUUAAAGAUCGCAUGCUUUUGCACUGUAGACAAUCCUAAGGACAGGCCCAAUAGCAAAGAUGUUAGGUGCAUGUUGUCCCAAAUUAAGAAAAAUUAGUUAAUUAUGCAAGGGAAUGUUUUCUCAAGAUGUGUUAGAAUAAGGCAACAUGUGAUAAACAUCCUAUGCCUUUGGUUUGAUCCAAGUCUGUAAGAUGUAUAAUUAUUACCCUUUUCUGAACUUGUGUAUCGUUGCAGAAAGUUAUAACAU
Molecule: messenger RNA, 2113 nt
Organism: Pistacia vera
Lineage: Eukaryota; Viridiplantae; Streptophyta; Magnoliopsida; Sapindales; Anacardiaceae
Product: leucine-rich repeat receptor-like serine/threonine/tyrosine-protein kinase SOBIR1
Exons: 1
Biological process (GO): protein phosphorylation
Molecular function (GO): protein binding; protein kinase activity; ATP binding
Source: RefSeq, a predicted model, not a curated record